AUGUCAUACCCAGAUACCCGGUCGGACGAUGAAUGGAGGGCCGUUCUGAACAAAGGCAUGCGGUUCACCUAUCAAUUUCAUCUCCUAGCCCACACUGACAUGCUCUCUCUUUGUACAGAACAAUUCCGAGUCCUCCGUGAAAAAGGCACCGAAGCCCCUUUCACCGGCGAAUAUGACAAACACAUGCCUUCCGAGGGCGUGUAUACCUGCGCAGCCUGCAGCGCACCUUUGUACAAGGCCAACCAUAAGUUCAAGUCAGGGUGUGGUUGGCCCGCGUACUUCGACAGUAUCCCGGGCGCCGUGACGCGACACAAUGACUCGAGCUUUGGCAUGCAGCGGACUGAGAUCGUCUGCUCAAAUUGUGGAGGCCAUUUGGGCCAUGUGUUCAAAGGAGAGGGUUACCCGACCCCAACGGACGAGAGACAUUGUGUCAAUAGUAUUAGUUUGAAAUUCCAUGAGAAAGAGGAUGCGGUUACGGGAAAUGGUGAAACCAAGUAA
Molecule: messenger RNA, 498 nt
Organism: Rhinocladiella mackenziei CBS 650.93
Lineage: Eukaryota; Fungi; Ascomycota; Eurotiomycetes; Chaetothyriales; Herpotrichiellaceae
Product: methionine-R-sulfoxide reductase
Exons: 1
Coding region: 1-498 (165 amino acids)
Biological process (GO): protein repair; response to oxidative stress
Molecular function (GO): peptide-methionine (R)-S-oxide reductase activity
Source: RefSeq, a predicted model, not a curated record